Molecule: messenger RNA, 1095 nt
Organism: Blepharisma stoltei
Lineage: Eukaryota; Ciliophora; Heterotrichea; Heterotrichida; Blepharismidae
Source: the annotation of a GenBank genome assembly
AUGUUAUCUCAAACUCCACAGCCACGUCGAAGAAUAGGCUACUCAAACAAAAUUGAUCUUAACAGUCCUAGAGCUCUUUCUCCAGCAAGCCCCACUUUUCGGUCACGUUCUCCAAACACCCUUCGUGUAGAAGAUAUAGUCCCAACUUUUUCUGGCUCUCCAGUCAUGCCAACCAAAAAAGGGAAAACAGCUGAUCUUCCCUUUGAAAUAAGAGGGAGCGAUUUCGCGAAUAUCAGCACAAUGCGCAGCUCUGCAGGUUCUCCAUUAAUAGGCAGAGCUUCUGCAGACACUACAGCUUCAAAUUCUGUAAACGUCAGCUUUUCUAAGUUUGGCUCCAAGAUCCAAAAAAAGCUGCUAGAGCUUAGAGAGGAAUUUGAAGGGUUAACGUCACAAGAACCUAACUCUCAUCCUUUAAAUUGGAACAAAACUUGUUUUUCAAAAUCUUAAUGAGAACAAUAAUUUUAUGAAUUAGUUCUGGCCUAAUUUAAUGAAAGUGCAAGUGAAAUACUAUUUAAACAGUUUUAAUUGAAUCAAUUUCAAUUAUUUCUUGAUAAAAAUAUUAAAUCCGUAAUGCGCUCAAUUUAUAUUUAGAGAAAAAAUUUAAAUAUAGUGACUUACACUAUGUAGCACGGGGCUUUUUGGCUGGAACUUGAGCCAAAAAAAGCCCCGUGCUACAUAGUGUAUUUCACAAUAUAAUUUUUUUUUAAAAAAAUAUAACCCCUCUUUAAAUUGGAACAGGAUUUUUGUUCCAAUUUAAAGGGAGAGAGUAAGGAGUCUAAACUGGAGGUCAGAAUCCCAGCAGCAUUUAAAUUAGAUGAUUCGAAAGGAGUCAAAAUGGCCAUACCUAUUGAAGAAAGUUCUAAAGACCCAUAUGAAUUAAACCUUACAUCAAGCAUCCCACAGUUAAGAUAUUGUGCGUUUUGCAGAGCAGAGGUUGUGAGUGAAAUCGAGUAUGUGAAUGACUCGAAAACUUUCUGGUCUGCCAUUGGGAUAUUUGCACUUGGAGGAGUAUUCGGGUGUUUUAUGAUUCCUUAUAUGAUGAACUCUUGUAAAGGGAGGAAACUCAGAUGCAGAAAAUGUAAAAGGUAUUUUUAG